Messenger RNA from Zymoseptoria tritici IPO323, 975 nucleotides. RefSeq lists its product as uncharacterized. Bases 1 to 975 code for a protein of 324 amino acids. Gene Ontology annotation, molecular function: deoxyhypusine synthase activity. Lineage: Eukaryota; Fungi; Ascomycota; Dothideomycetes; Mycosphaerellales; Mycosphaerellaceae. Gene Ontology annotation, cellular component: cytoplasm. The transcript has a single exon. The record is from RefSeq and is a predicted model, not a curated record. Gene Ontology annotation, biological process: peptidyl-hypusine biosynthetic process.
AUGUCUUCCAUGAAGACGUUCCUUCGUCACAACUUCCGCCAUUUCAAUGCAGCCACGGUUGUGGAUGCUGCAGAUGGCUGGCAGGCUGUGCUGGACCAAAGCGGCAAGAUGCUGCUCACGAUGGGCGGUGCUAUGAGUACUGCUGAGAUGGGCUUGUCUGUGGGUCAGCUCAUCCGACAAGACAAAGUUCAUGCCCUCUGUGUGACCGGAGCCAAUCUCGAAGAGGACAUAUUCAAUCUUGUCGCGCACACGCACUAUCGCCGGAUUCCCAACUACCGGUCACUUACCGCCAAAGAAGAGAUGGACUUACACGAUCAAGGCCUGAACCGCGUCACCGACACCUGCAUUCCAGAGGACACAGCGUUCGAAAAGAUCCGGCACCAGGUUCUCGAUGUGUGGCAGGAAGCGGAGAAAAACAAUGAGCGUCUGUUUCCGUACGAGAUGUUCUAUCGGAUCUUACGCUCCAAUCGCCUCGAAUCUAAGUAUCAGAUCGACCCGGCGGAUUCUUGGCUGGUGGCUGCUGCUGAGAAGGAUCUGCCCAUCUGGACUCCCGGCUGGGAAGACUCUACCCUUGGCAACUUCUUUGCUGCUUGCACUCUGCAAGGCAAAGUCAGCUCGCCGUUGUUGAUGAAGAACGGUAUCGAGCAAAUGCAUUCGCUGAUUGCUUGGUACCGGAAGACUUCGACGACAUCGCCUAUCGGAUUUUUCCAGAUCGGUGGCGGCAUAUCGGGCGACUUUCCCAUUUGCGUUGUUCCGCUCAUCCACAAGGACCUCGAACUCCCGUGCCCUCUGUGGGCGUGCUUUGCACAGAUAUCCGACUCCACCACGUCGUACGGUUCCUACAGUGGUGCGGUGCCAAAUGAGAAGAUUACGUGGGGAAAACUUAAUGAGAACACUCCGAAGUUCGUCAUCGAGUCGGAUGCUACCAUUGUCUUCCCUUUGAUCGCACACUACUUGCUGGAGGAAGAAGUCUGA